Molecule: messenger RNA, 1277 nt
Organism: Balearica regulorum gibbericeps (East African grey crowned-crane)
Lineage: Eukaryota; Metazoa; Chordata; Aves; Gruiformes; Gruidae
Source: RefSeq, a predicted model, not a curated record
GGGUGCAGGAGAAGAGCCCUUGCUGCCCAGGCACCGGAGCUGCUGGCUUAGCCUCGGGGGGGAUGGCGAGCCGAACAGGGCUGAACACCACAGACAGCCUAGAGCCACUCUCCAUCCCUGAGCAGUCCAUCGCCCAGGAGGUGGUGGGCCUCCUCUGCAUGGUCCUGCUCACCCUCACUGCCCUGGUGGCCAACACUGUGGUGAUGAUCGUCAUUCUCAAAACCCCCCUUCUCAGGAAGUUCAUCUUUGUCUGCCACCUCUGCGUGGUCGACCUCCUCUCUGCCAUUUUCCUCAUGCCCCUGGGGAUCAUCUCCAGCUCCUCCUGCUUCAACAGGGUGAUCUACAGCAUUGCCGAGUGCCAGGCCUUGAUAUUCCUGAAUGUCUGCUUCAUCAGUGCCUCCAUCCUCACCAUCUCCAUCAUCAGUGUGGAGAGGUACUACUACAUCGUCCACCCCAUGAGGUAUGAGGUGAAGAUGACCAUCAGGCUGGCAGUGGCCGGAGUGAUCUUCAUUUGGGUCAAGUCUGUUCUCAUCACUGUCUUGGCACUAGUAGGCUGGCCUCAAGGCAAUGGGGCCACCAGUGCCAGCCGCUGCACAGUCUACUGGAGCCCUGGGGCCCAGAAGAAGGUUUUUGUGAUCAUCUUCAGCAUCGUCUGCUUUGUCUUGCCCACCAUCAUCAUCUUUGCUGUCUACUGCAGUGUCUACCGCGUGGCCCGGAUGGCAUCCCAGCAGCACGUGCCCGUGCCAGCACAGGCAGCUGUGCCGAGACACCGAUCUGAUUCCAUUGCCAGCCAAGUGACCAUCAUCACCACCAGGAACCUGCCGCUGCCCAGGCUGACGCCAGAGCGUUUUUUGGGAAGCAACAAGGCCAUCCUCACCUUGGUCCUCAUUGUGGGACAGUUCUUGUGCUGCUGGCUGCCCUUCUUUGCUUUCCAUUUGCACUCCUCCGUUGUCACUGGCACGGUGGGUGGUGGGCACGGGGAGAUGGUGGUCACCUGGAUUGCCUACUCCUCCUUUGCCAUCAAUCCCUUCUUCUAUCAGAUCCGGGAGGAGCUGGCCCGGCUCCGGCGCAGCUGUCUCAACCGUCCGCUGGGCCAGGAGCUCUGUCUUUCUGUUUCGGAGGCCUCUGUCCAGGAAAACUUCUUGCAAUUCCUCCAGAGAGCGAGUUGCACGCUGGAGACCCACGCCAGCUGCAUCAGCGCCAGCCCCAGGAACAGGUUGGACCAGACCAAGAUGGGCUUCCCCAUCCCAGGUCAAGUUCCUGAAGAGAGCAGCUGA